AUGACGCAAAACGAAUCCGCAUUGGGACUCGGCAAUCUGCUCAAACCUUUGGAUGCGAACGCUAGCAAUGGACAUGCGGAAGCUCGCUCGGAGCAGCAGCUCGCCCAGGCUCAGGCUCCUGCUCCUGCAAGCAGCGCCCAGGAUCCUUUGAGUCUGAUCUUGGCGGGUAUGGGCGAUUUGCAAAAGGAGGUGAGGCGGAAGAGAGGGCGCGUGUAGCUUGUUCUUGCUGCUCCGAGCUAAAGUUUCAGCUUUGCUCUUUGUCUCGCGUUGCUUGCGUUUACAGAUUGCUCGAUUGCAUGUUCGAAUGGACGACAUGGAGCGAAACGGGUCUCCAGCUGCGUCACCUGCCAUGAGGCCUCACGCGCUCGCACGAGCCAUCUCCACGCGCUCGUUCAAGGGAGGAGAGAGCAGAUCUCGACCUUCUUCGCCCGACAAGACGAGCAGCGGGAAUGCGCCAGCGCACGUCAAUGCCCUCGCACGCUCUUCCAACGCUCUAUCCCAACCUGCUCCUCUGCUCGCCACACCGCCCGAUCUGGGAUUGUGGUGCGUCGUGCCGGCCGGUGGAGCAGGUACGCGUCUGUGGCCAUUGUCCCGAGAGAGCUAUCCCAAAUUCUUGCUGGAUUUGGUGGGAAGAGGCAGAACGCUGCUUCAAUCUACGUGGGACAGGUUGUUACCGUUGGCAGGAGCGGACAGGAUGAUCAUCGUUACAGGAACGGCCCACGUUGGAGGAGUGUCGGAUCAAUUGCCCGAACUCUUGCCGGACAAUGUGUUGGCUGAGCCGAGCCCAAAGGAGAGCAUGGCUGCCAUCGGUUUAGCAGCUGCUGUUCUAGCUCGAAGAGAUCCGGAUGCCGUGCUGGGCAGUUUCGCAGCGGAUCACAUCAUCUCUGGCAGAGAUGCGUUUGAGAGCGCGGUGAAGGAAGCAGUGGUCGUUGCGAAUGCUGGAUAUCUCGUCACCAUCGGUAUCGCGCCAAGCUACCCUUCUACAGGCUUCGGUUACAUCAAGCUCGGCGAAUUGCUGGCUCAAAAGACGAGAUUUGUGGAUCCGCAGACUAGCGAAGGACCUUAUACGGCCGAGGGAUCCAGCAAGUUGGACCCUGCCAAGGCUCCCAAUGCCAGAAGGGUGACGGAGUUCAAGGAGAAGCCGGAUGCAAGAACUGCUAGCGCGUACUUGAGCACGGGAGAUUACAGGUGGAAUGGAGGAAUGUUUGUGGUCAAGGCCAAGAUUCUGCUGGAAUUGUUGAGCAGCAGCAUGCCUGCUCUGCACUCUGGUCUGAUGGAGAUUGCGAAUGCGUGGGAGACGUCUUCGAGGAUGGAAGUGCUUGGCCGAGUGUGGCCCACGUUGGACAAGAUCGCAAUCGAUCACGCUAUUGCUGAGCCGGCUGCCAAGGCUGGUAGAGUAGCAGUCGUACCGGCCACCUUUGGUUGGGACGAUGUGGGAGACUUUUCAUCCUUGGCGGAUCUUUUACCUGCUGAAAAGGGAGAAGCUAGAGUGCUGGGAGAUCAAAAGUUGGUCAUUACGGAAAAUCAAGCCGGUGGCAUCAUUGUGCCAGCCAGUGGAAGAACGGUGCGUCCCCUGCCCCCCCAUUUGCGAUUCGAGUCGGUCGGACGUCAUGGCGGUGUGCAAAGUUUCUUAAAACUGAAGAAUGUCUUUUCCCUUGCUUUUGCCCCAAACGUCAAACGUUCAGAUUGCCUGCUUGGGAGUGGACGAUGUGGUGGUGGUGGAUUGCGAAGAUGCGCUGCUGAUCACGACGAGGGCGCGUGCUCAAGAUGUAAAGAAGAUUGUAGCUAGGACAAAAAAGAACUUUCCGGCAUUGUGCUGA
Messenger RNA from Ceraceosorus bombacis, 1820 nucleotides. The record is from the annotation of a GenBank genome assembly. Lineage: Eukaryota; Fungi; Basidiomycota; Exobasidiomycetes; Ceraceosorales; Ceraceosoraceae.